Molecule: messenger RNA, 1343 nt
Organism: Ooceraea biroi (clonal raider ant)
Lineage: Eukaryota; Metazoa; Arthropoda; Insecta; Hymenoptera; Formicidae
Gene: Mettl2
Product: methyltransferase-like protein
Molecular function (GO): tRNA (cytidine-N3)-methyltransferase activity
Source: RefSeq, a predicted model, not a curated record
UGUUUCAAUCUCAUAUGGUCGCGCCAUUUCACCGGCACAUUUUCAAACAUGGCCGAGAGAACAACGAGCGACGACGAUCGCGAGAUGGAGAGACCGCAAUUUGGAACGCGAAAUUUACCUUCCCAUGGGGACGUUUUUCAACACAAUACAUGGGACAAUGUUACAUGGAACGAGGAACAAGAGAAAUGGGCGCAAGAGAAAGUGGAUGAGAAUUCUGCUGUCACAGUAUCAUCUGAUCAACUUCUGAAAUAUGAGACUGAAGCAGAUAAAUAUUGGGACAAGUUUUAUGGGAUACAUAACAAUGGAUUUUUUAAGGACAGACAUUGGUUACUGAUCGAGUUUCCCGAAUUGGCUCCCAAUACAGUUAAACAGAAUAUUGAUAGACCCAUAAGAGCUGCACUUACGGACGAAGAAAGAAGUCAUGGAGAGAGGCACAUAAAAAUUCUCGAUUUACCAUGUAACGAAGGUUGCAAAAUAUUGGAAAUAGGAUGUGGUGUUGGAAACACCGUGUUUCCUGUACUCGUAUAUAACAUAGAUCCAAAAUUAUUUGUAUAUUGUUGCGAUUUCUCCGCGAAAGCUAUCGAUAUACUGCAGCAGAAUCCUGCUUACGAUGUAAGCAGGUGUAAAGCAUUUGUGCUUGACGCAACUCAGGAGACGUGGGCGACCCCUUUUGAACCUGAAAGCCUGGACAUUAUCGUUCUUAUAUUCGUACUAUCUGCUAUCCAUCCUGACAAAAUGCAGCACGUUGUACAGCAGAUGCAUAAGUACCUGAAACCGGGGGGAAUAGUGUUGUUCCGCGAUUACGGCAGAUACGAUCUUGCACAAUUGCGAUUUAAGAAAGGCAGUUGUCUCGGCGAGAACUUUUAUGUGCGUGGCGACGGCACGCGAGUGUAUUUUUUCAAACAAGAGGACAUUAGAACGUUAUUUACCGAUAAUGGCUUCAUCGAGGAACAAAACUUUGUCGACAGAAGAUUGCAAGUUAACAGGGGGAAACAAUUAAAAAUGUACAGAGUCUGGGUGCAGGCAAAAUAUCGAAAAGCAUCUUCAUAGAAAUAUUUGUAGUGUAAUUUGAAUUACUAAAUUUUCUACUGGAUAAACUAGAGAUUUCAAGAUUUAGACGGAAUAGUCGCAUAGAAUCUUCUAUAUUUUUGUAUAUUGUUAUCUGCCUCAUCCCUCUCUGUUGUUUAUUAAAAUUUGAUUCUCGUUUAUACUGAAACGAGACUUCUUCAACUUCUCAAAACUCUAAAUGUACAUGAUUGUAAAUGUAUAAUAAUCGUUGAUUCCAUUCCUUGCGAACUGAAAAUAAGAUGCAUGUGGAUUGAAUAAAAUAGAACUGCGUAAUA